CCUCCCUCGAGAGGAUGAGGGGAGGGGCCGGAGCUCAGACGCGGCUGAGGCUCACGGGGACUCCGUCGCUCGCUGGGCCCGUCAUGCCCCUGCGCGGGGCGGGCCCAGGCGAGUGCGCUUGCGCCGGGGCUGAACACGUGGCCACUGCGCGGCCGCUCGCCUGCCCGCUGGGAACAGAGAGGGCCGGGCCGGAGCCAGCGCCAUGGCAGGCAGUGGAGCGAGGGCCUCGGUAGGAUCGACAAUGUGCGGCAGCGGUGGCGGCCGGGAGAGGGAAGAGACGGCGGCUGCCGCCUUCUCGCUCCCAGCCUUCGCAGCAGGGGCCCACUGCGCCUUCUCCCCCCACGAGCGGGGCUUGCUGGCGCUCUCCGGGCCGGACGGGCGACUCCGCGUGUGGGAGACGGCCAGCAGCCGCCUGCAGCACGAGUACGUGCCCUCGGCCCACCUCAGCGCCGCCUGCACCUGCUUGGCCUGGGCCCCGUCUUCCAGCAAGGAAGGCCCUCAGCGAAAGAAGAGGAAAUCUGAAGCUGUAGAAGCAGGUGGACAGUUCGAUCUCUUGGCAAUUGGUACUGCAGUUGGCAGCAUUUUAUUAUACAGCACACGAAAAGGAGAAUUACAGAGCAAAUUAAGUGGUCAUGACAGUAAAAUAAACUGUGUACAAUGGCACCAGAACAACAGCUGCUUAUAUAGCUGUUCAGAUGACAAACAUAUUGUGGAAUGGAACACACAGACAUACAAAGUGAAAUGCAAAUGGAAAGGAGAUAACAGCAGUGUGAGCUCAUUGUGCAUCAGUCCAGAUGGAAAGAUGCUUCUUUCAGCUGGUCGAUCUAUCAAGUUGUGGGACCUGGAGACCAAAGAAGUCUACAGACAUUUCACAGGUCAUGCUACAUCAGUUUCAACACUUAUGUUCAUCACAGUACGGCCACCCAAUGAAAGUCAACCUUUUGAUGGCAUUACAGGGCUCUAUUUCUUGUCUGGAGCAGUGCAUGACCGGUUACUCAGUGUGUGGCAGGUGAGAUCAGAAAGGAAAGAAAAAAAUGCUGUCAUGACUUUCACAGUUACAGAUGAACCAAUCCAUAUUGACCUGACGAUAUCGGAAAGCAAAGAGGAGCCAGUGAAGCUAGCAGUUGUAUGCAGAGAUGGACAGUUGCAUCUCUUUGAGCAAGUCUUGAAUGGGUAUUGCAAAAAGCCCUUAACAUCCAACUGUACUAUCCAGAUAGCAACACCAGGAGAGGGGGCAGAUUCCACACCGAAGCCAGUCCCUAUUCUAGCCGCUGCCUUUUGUUCAGAUAAGGAGAACUUGCUAAUUGUGUAUGGCAACUCCUUACAGCCUGUCAUUGAGAAAGUGUCUUUGAAUUCUACAGAAUCGCACAUAUGCUUAGUAAGGGAUGUUCGGAGGACUCUGGCACUUAAAACAGAAAUGGCUGUAACAAAGGUAAAAACUCCGAUGGUGAACUCUGAAGUCAAAACACUACUGCCUGGGAUUCCAGGGCAUAGUGCCGCUAUCCAGUCGUCAUCUUGCAAAGAGAUAAUUGAAACCAAACGGAAGGCAGGUGGCAAAGAGGAGAGUAUUGAAGACCGCCUUGGUGCAAUGGAUAUUGAUGUGAUGAAAGUGAAAUCCUCAUCAGGAGGCCUUCCACAGACUGACAACUUUGCAGUGCUUUUAGUUCAAGGGUUGGAAAGCAACGAUCCCGAGAUCCUAAAUAAAGUGCUCCAAAUCAAGAAGGAAGCAAUGAUAAAGAAAACCAUAGCCAGAAUGCCUGUAUAUGCUGUCAUUCCACUGCUGCAUGAGCUCACAAAAAGGUUGCAAGGUCACCCUUACAGUGCCUUACAAAUGGUCCGCUGGCUGAAGUCUGUGUUAACUAUACAUGCAUCCUAUCUUUCAACGUUGCCAGAUCUAGUUCCACAGUUGGGAAUGUUAUAUCAGUUAAUGGAGAGCAGAGUGAAGACUUUGCAGAAACUCUCUCGCUUACAUGGGAAACUCUAUCUCCUUAUCACCCAGGUUGCUGCACUAGAACAGGCUCAGGAUGCAACUGCUGUUAAUCAGACUGCAAAGCUGGUGUAUGAAGAAGAAUCAUCAGAAGAAGGUUCAGAUGAUGAAAUGGCUGCAGAAAAAGAUUCAGAUGACAACUGGGAUGAAGAUGAUGAGAGAGAGGAUGGUGAGGACAGAGAAGAACAAUCAGAUGACGAACAAGAAAGGGCUGUAGAAAAAGAAAUCAAUGGAGACUCUGAUUUGGACCCAGAAAAUGAAAGUGAAGAAGAAUAACACAUACUUUUAAAAAGAAACAAAGUCUAUUAAAAAGAGCUGGCCACCAAAACGUCUUGAUUUCUGGAUUGCCAUGCUGAAAGCCGCUUGCAUCACACAAGGAAGUGCAGACUCAAUAGGUGGCCAAUGUGUGCGAGGGCACGUUGGGAUGCUGUAUUUCCAAACCCAGAAUGUGUAACCAUCUGCCUUGUUCCUCUGCCCAAUACUUCCUGGGGAUCACAAUGAAACAUGUUUCUUGUGUGUAGUAGGCCAACUAGUCCCAUUACCUGAAAGUUCGUUUUUGCAUCUGUUGAAAUAGUUUUACCAAAAGACUCUUUGGGUGGUAAACUUCUUGCAGCUACAUUUUAUCUGUUCCAGAUUCCGAUGGAUUGACGACCACUUCUUAACCUCUUUUAGUUAAAUACUUUCCAGUUGGCAUCUUGCUCUGUUCUUUGAAAGAGAAGAAAUAUUUUUGUAAGACUUAAAAACUUACCAUUCAGUUUCUUGAUAGUUCUCCCCUCACCCUACUUCCGUUCCCAUAACAGAAUCAUUCAUGCCUUGGCAAUGAUACCAUUCCAGCCAGGCUGUAAGCAGCGUUUUCUUCUUACAACCAAACUGACUUUUUAUAUGUAUGUAUAAAUCAGUCACUUUUCUUGUACUUAAAAAAAAAUAAAUUACUCAUUGGUGGUUCCUAACCUUUUGUUUUAAUUGAGCUUGUGUAUAUAUGAGUUUAAUGCUGAACCAGAGAGAGUUCAUCUUUGGAAGGGUAAAAUUUAAAAAUAAUGGAAGGGAGGGCAAAUGCUUGUGAAUAUGUAACACAAAGCAUAUACAUUUAUUAUGAAUUUUUAAUCUUAGGAGCGGAACUGGGGUUGCUAUUAGCUCAGUUAAACUGAAGUGGUAUGAACAGUUUUUAAGAACAAGAUUGGGUACACAUUUUGAGCCAUUCACCAGUAUAAUGUACAGUUAUAUUUGUCUAUAAUUGGAGCUGUUGCAACCAAAUAAUGCCCUCUUUGUAAAGUGAAUAAAUAUACAUCACCUUUA
This is a messenger RNA of Hemicordylus capensis (graceful crag lizard), 3283 nucleotides long. It is a transcript of the gene WDR43, whose product is annotated as WD repeat domain 43. The transcript has 18 exons. Gene Ontology annotation, cellular component: nucleolus. The coding region runs from base 203 to 2263 and encodes 686 amino acids. Gene Ontology annotation, molecular function: protein binding. Gene Ontology annotation, biological process: maturation of SSU-rRNA from tricistronic rRNA transcript (SSU-rRNA, 5.8S rRNA, LSU-rRNA). The record is from RefSeq and is a predicted model, not a curated record. NCBI's taxonomy places the organism in Eukaryota, Metazoa, Chordata, Lepidosauria, Squamata, Cordylidae.